AUGUCAUUUGUCGGCGGAGGCUCAGAAUGUUCAGUGAACGGUAAUGCCGUCGCUCAGUUUAAUAAACAUACCCAACAAGAUAGAUCUUUACAACAACAAGCGGCUAAUCAAGGAAAUAUAGUACAAGGACAGGGUUUCAAAAAGGAUAAUUUGAUGAAUGCUAGAGAUAGAGCUAAUUUGGAUCAAUUUAUGAAUAAUGGAUCACCACAAAACUCAUUCCAAUUUCAACCUAUGAGACACGAGUUGAAUAUGAUUCUGAAUCAACACCAAAAUCCUAUUCACCACCAACCACAACAACAAAAUAAUAACUGGGCACAAGAUUUUAAAUCACAAUCUCCUACAGCAGCCCCAAGUAUUACCAAAUCAGCUAGUCCGAUGAAUGCUCAAUGGGCAAGUGAAUUCCAUCAAGCUCCAGCAGCUGCUCACUCACAACAACACCAACAAUCACAGUAUAAUCAAAUGUCAUCACAAUACAUGUCACAAAUGGGUGGAUUUCGUCCAAUGAUGGGUCUUUCUUCAAUGGCUUACCAAGCUCAACCACAAGCUGAAAUGCAGCAACAAAGCUCUGUUCAAAACCAGGACCAGCAAGUUGAUUGGGAUAAUCAAUUUAAGGAAAUCGAGGAAUUGACUAGUAAAGCUGAAGAAAAAGUUGAGGAGAUUCAAAGAGAAGCAUCACCAGAAAUUGUGGUGGAUGAUAAGUAUCAAGCUACUUUCCAAGAAGUGUGGGAUAGUUUGAACUCUGAAUCAUUUGAAAAUGACUUCAUUAAUCAACAAUAUGAAGAAUUUAAGAAUACACAAAGAGAUGGUCUUCCAGCUGAUAUGAGUCAAUGGGAGAAAGAUUUUGCCAGAUAUGCAUCAACUCGUGCGCAUUUUGGUGAUUAUCAAUUUGAAGAUAAACAAAACAAUCAAUUCUUGGAUUUACCAAAAGAUCAAGAUCCCUAUGAAAUCGGUUUACAGUUGAUGGAAAGUGGUGCCAAAUUAUCUGAAGCAGCUUUGGCUUUUGAAGCAGCAAUUCAAAGAAACGAAAAUCACGUUGAUGCUUGGUUGAAAUUGGGUGAAGUUCAAACACAAAAUGAAAAGGAAAUUGCCGGUAUUAGUGCAUACGAAAAGACUCUUGAGAUCAGUCCAGAAAAUUCGGAAGCUUUGAUGAAUUUAGCUAUUAGUUAUAUUAAUGAAGGUUAUGAUAAUGCAGCCUUUGCUACUUUAGAAAGAUGGAUUUCUACCAAGUACCCACAAAUUGUUGAAAAAGCAAGACUAGAAAAUCCUACUAUUAGUGAUGAAGAUAGAUUUUCACUAAAUAAAAGAGUCACUGAAUUGUUUCUUAAAGCAGCUCAAUUAUCUCCAAACAAAGCAAACAUGGAUGCCGAUGUACAAAUGGGUUUAGGUGUUUUGUUUUAUGCCAAUGAAGAGUUUGACAAGACUAUUGAUUGUUUCAAGGCUGCUUUGUCUAUCAGACCUGAUGAUGCUGUUUUGUGGAAUAGAUUGGGUGCUUCAUUAGCAAACUCAAAUAGAUCGGAAGAAGCUGUUGAUGCUUAUUUCAAGGCUUUACAAUUGAAACCUACUUUUGUUAGAGCAAGAUAUAAUUUGGGAGUUUCAUGUAUUAACAUUGGAUGUUAUAAAGAAGCUGCUGAACACUUAUUGAGUGGGUUAUCCAUGCAUCAAGUAGAAGGUGUCGAUACUGUUUCAACUUUGAACCAUAAUCAAUCGACUUCGUUGACCGAAACUUUGAAAAGAGCAUUUAUAGCCAUGGAAAGAAGAGAUUUAUUAGAAUUGGUCAAACCUAAUAUGGAUUUGAACCAGUUUAGAGGAGAGUUUAAUUUUUGA
This is a messenger RNA of Candida tropicalis MYA-3404, 1824 nucleotides long. It is a transcript of the gene PEX5, whose product is annotated as Pex5p. Lineage: Eukaryota; Fungi; Ascomycota; Pichiomycetes; Serinales; Debaryomycetaceae. Gene Ontology annotation, biological process: protein import into peroxisome matrix, docking. The record is from RefSeq and is a predicted model, not a curated record. Gene Ontology annotation, cellular component: peroxisomal membrane; cytosol. The transcript has a single exon. The coding region runs from base 1 to 1824 and encodes 607 amino acids. Gene Ontology annotation, molecular function: protein binding.